Messenger RNA from Neoarius graeffei (lesser salmon catfish), 5235 nucleotides. RefSeq names its product collagen alpha-1(I) chain. The record is from RefSeq and is a predicted model, not a curated record. Lineage: Eukaryota; Metazoa; Chordata; Actinopteri; Siluriformes; Ariidae. Gene Ontology annotation, molecular function: extracellular matrix structural constituent. The transcript has 67 exons. The coding region runs from base 1 to 5235 and encodes 1744 amino acids.
AUGUGCAAGAAAGUGGAUGUGAAUGAGGACUGGAAGGAAGUGGAACAACAUUUGAAUCCUUUCACCCAAAAAGUGGACUUACUGAAGCUCCUGUCCGGUCUCGUGCCACAGAGUAACAAUGUGUCUCUGUUUGAGGAUAACGAGGGAUGCUCAGUACUGAACACCGGACUCUACUCAACCCUGACUCUGCCGACGAGACAAGCUUUUGGUUCGAGCUUUACAGAUGAGUUCAGUGUACUCCUUCAGCUGCGCAGCUCUCAGGAUGUGGACCGCAGCGUCCUCACCAUUUUGGACUUCUACAAUCAGGUGACACUUCAGAUUCGCCUCAGUCCCUCAGGUUUCACCUUCAUCACUGCCCAUCAGCACGGCUACGAGUUUUUAGUGUCAGGCCUGUCUGAUUCUCGGUGGCACUGGGUCUCAGUGGGUGCCUCGUUGGAACAUCUGGCUGUUUAUGUGAACUGUGUGCUGGUGGAGAAAGUCAGAUGGACCUUCCCAUACUUGGGCAUCCCUACAGACGGUCUGUUGAUGGUCGGGGGCAUCGUACAGGGCUUCGAGACGCCGUUUGAGGGAGGUAUCAGGCAGAUGAUGUUCAUCAUGGGUGAUGGCAGAGCUGCUAAAAAUCAUUGUCGACUCCAUCAGCCGGUGUGUGGAGCCUCGAUGGACUCAUGGUCCUCCAAAACAUCUCGCAACAUACAGGAUCCUCUUAAUUUCAGUCCUACUGAUGAGCUGUAUCCUACUUCCCAAAGGGGUGACUUCAAGCCAGCCAAUGGUUUCCAAGUGCUGGAGGAAUCCAAAAGGCAGAAAUCCCCUCAUGUCACAUCAUACACUGAGAACCAGGCUCAGUCCACCACUGCUAAAUCCACAAUGGAAGAUUCACACUCGCAAAAACGACAAACAGAUCGGGUGGAUGUAGCUCCUUCAAACCACUCAGAGGACAUUGUCGACCUGGAUUCCUCGAUUGAUACUAGACACGUAAAUAAGAACCAUGUACAUCCACAGUUCCUUGACCUAAACCUGGCAGAAGAGGACCUGUUACCUUCAGGGACAUACAUCACUUCUGGAUCUGUCACUCAGGGCCAAGGCUCCACAGACUUCAACAGCCAGAAAGGCCAGGAAAAACUUAAGACCCAUCAUGAGAGAUUGACACACCAAAGCAUGACAAGGCGUUCACCUAAACAUGGGGACCUGAUCACAGGAUCUGAUGGCAAGAAGUAUCGAUUGUUGAGAGGACCUUCAGGACCUGCUGGGCAUCCAGGGAAAAGAGGUUGUGCCGGGACCAGGGGAUACAUUGGAUUUAAGGGGGACAAGGGAUCUCGAGGACAAAGAGGGAAAGAUGGUCCAAGGGGUAACCCAGGUCCUCCAGGACCGGCGGGAUUACCUACGCUCUACUUAUGGCGCAAUACUCGGGAGGAAUGGGCUGCAUUCAUGAGAACUUCAUAUUACCAUUUGCUGAUGUCAAGAUGGCCUAGAGAGAUCGGGCCUCCUGGACCAGUGGGGGAAAUGGGAAGUCCAGGACCACCUGGGAUGCCAGGAGAGCCAGGAGAGAGGGGACCUCCGGGUCGACAAGGGGAUAUGGGCGACUUGGGGCCAAAGGGUGUGCGUGGCCGGGCAGGGACUUCAGGAAGAGAUGGAGAGAGUGGGCGGGAUGGAGAACCAGGUCUUCCAGGAAUAUGUGGUCUGCAGGGGCUUCGGGGGUAUAAAGGAGAAUCAGCGCCCCUUGGAGAUAAAGGAGAGAUGGGCUUCCCAGGAGCUCCAGGGCCCAGGGGGGACAGAGGAGAGACGGGAUUAAAGGGUUCAAAAGGAGAAGUUGGGUCGAGAGGCUUGGUUGGUCCUCCAGGCCUGAUCGGUAUCAGAGGAGUUGAGGGGCUUCCUGGACCACCCGGGCCAGAGGGGGAUCCUGGGCAUGAUGGGAAACGUGGUCCUCCAGGGGCAAUUGGAGCUCCAGGGGCUACAGGGAUGGUUGGGCCACAGGGAGUUAAAGGUGCUGAAGGAGAUUUUGGACCUGCAGGCCCAGUGGGUCGAAAAGGCCCUCAGGGUCCUGCUGGGAGAGAAGGAAUCCGAGGCCUCCCUGGUCUGCCAGGCCCCCAGGGACCACCAGGAAAUGAUGGACCUCGUGGGUUUAAAGGUCACGUUGGACAGGAAGGUCCAGUGGGAAACAGAGGACUGCAUGGUGUUGAAGGGCCAAUGGGCACAAUUGGAGAUCCAGGUCCAAAAGGCUUUCGAGGCAACACAGGCAGCAGAGGUCCAGAUGGAGAGAAAGGUGAUCCUGGACCAGAAGGAGAAAGAGGUGCACCUGGAGUACCAGGCAUUAUGGGUCAUCAGGGGGAGAGAGGUCAAUCUGGUCUUAUUGGCUUACCUGGGGUCAAAGGUCAGCCAGGGUCUCCAGGUAUCCAGGGUGAAGAUGGUGAAGUGGGUCUUCAGGGAAUGAAUGGAAAGGAAGGCCCAAAGGGGAGUAGGGGUGAAUCUGGACGCAAUGGAAAAACAGGGACCAAAGGACAACGGGGACGAGCAGGACAACAUGGGCCACCUGGUGGGUCUGGACUUCCGGGUCUCAAAGGCCCACCAGGGACUGAGGGAGCAGAAGGAAAGCCUGGUACACAGGGUGUUCCUGGUUCAGUUGGAAACCCGGGAGAUAAAGGGCUAAAUGGUUUCCGUGGAUUAGUAGGAGAACCUGGAAAAAUCGGACCCACUGGUUCACCGGGCUCACCUGGUCGGCCUGGUCAAGAUGGCAGCCCAGGAGCCCCAGGAGCGAAGGGUUUAUCAGGGAAGCUGGGAGCUGAUGGUCCGCAGGGGCCUGUGGGAAUGUAUGGUUAUCCAGGUUCAAGAGGCCAACAGGGAAGGCCUGGCCGUAUGGGAGAACGGGGUGAGCCUGGUGUAAGAGGAACUGUUGGGAAACCUGGACAGAAAGGACCAUGUGGUCCUCCUGGUAUAUCUGGAGAGAGGGGCCCACCUGGACCUCAGGGCCGCCAAGGUGAAAUAGGACCAACUGGUAUAGAAGGACUACCUGGUCCAGCAGGCCUGCCAGGCACUGUGGGCUCACCAGGGAAACCUGGUCCUCCUGGAAGUCUGGGAACUCAAGGGCCAAGUGGAAAAACGGGGCCUGUUGGAUUGCCAGGAGCACCAGGAGCUACCGGGAGAGUCGGACUAUCAGGAGAGAAAGGACCGCAGGGAGCUCCAGGACCUGCAGGUGACCGUGGAUCUACUGGUCUGGCUGGACUGCAGGGAUUUCCUGGGCCUCGGGGAUUAGAAGGGGCAUCGGGGAGAAAGGGGGAACAUGGCUCAGCUGGGCCUGUUGGGAAACCUGGACCACUGGGCAUUCCAGGAGAACCGGGUCAACAAGGCCCUCAAGGGACACAGGGAGAGAGAGGACCAAGCGGCAAAGAGGGGGCUGCAGGGCUUGUGGGCAGUCCUGGAAAUCCAGGCCCUAAAGGACAGAAGGGUGACCCUGGGUUGAGGGGGGUCCCAGGGGACGCCGGGCCUCCAGGAUUCGUUGGGGUACAAGGAAAAAGAGGGCGAAAGGGUGAUAAAGGCUACGCUGGAUUUCUUGGACAGAGUGGACUGAUGGGGAAAACUGGACCGGCAGGACUGUUGGGAUUAGAGGGUCUGAUAGGAUUCAGAGGAUCGCCAGGUCCAGAUGGACCACCAGGGCCAAAGGGGGAUCGGGGCAUUGGUGGGGUGACGGGAGCUCUGGGAGAACCUGGAAAGCAGGGGGUAAUUGGACAAAGAGGACGAAAGGGAGAGAUGGGAAAACCUGGACCACAGGGAGCUCCUGGUCUGAGAGGCUCUGAAGGCUUGGCAGGUCCUAAAGGGUUACCAGGAAGUGAAGGUUCAAAAGGUGACCCAGGCAGGCCAGGACCUCCAGGAGAGGCGGGGUCAGAUGGCUUUCCAGGUAUUAGAGGGCCUCCAGGGCUUCCAGGAUUAGAGGGAUUUCAAGGGAAGAUGGGAGCUCAGGGGUCUCUUGGGCCUCCAGGACCUCAGGGUCCAAAGGGCAGACCUGGCAUUGAUGGAAGAGAUGGACAGAAAGGUCAGAAGGGGAAGGAUGGCCGAGAUGGACAACCUGGAAGUACUGGGAGACGUGGACGGCCGGGAAAAAGAGGGAAAGCUGGACAGAAGGGGCCGAGAGGGAUCAGAGGAGAGAAGGGACAGCCAGGGACUGUAGGGUGGACUGGACCACCAGGAAGACCGGGUCCAUAUGGUUUACCUGGCGUAAAUGGAGAAAAAGGAAAAAAGGGUGAACUAGGACGACAGGGAGAUAAAGGGGAAAUGGGACCACUUGGACCACCAGGGGACGAUGGAGCGAAGGGACAGAUGGGGAUUGUUGGAGAAAUGGGCAAAGACGGUCCAAAAGGAGAGCAGGGUGAUAUUGGCCCACCAGGGCGAAGAGGAGACCCAGGUCUACCAGGCAUGCCUGGCCUGUUUGGAGAAAAGGGAUUAAAGGGGUUUCCUGGUUUUCCUGGACGUGCAGGACUAAUAGGGCUACCUGGCCCACCUGGUCCUCCAGGACCCCCAGGAUUGUCUCUGAACCUCACAAUGGCUCAGCUAAAGGACGUUAUGUAUCAGUCAGACAGGCCUAACUACCCCCUCAUCAGAACUCUGCUGAACUCUUUACAGCAAGACCUGUGGCUCUUCAUAGAUCCACCUGAUGGCACUAAAGAGCAUCCAGCAACCACCUGCUUGGAGUUGAUGAUCUGUCAUCCAAACUAUACCGAUGGGAUGUAUUAUGUCGAUCCAAACCAAGGCAAUCCUGCUGAUGCUUUUCUAGUCUACUGCAGCUUCAGUUUAGGAGGUCAGACAUGUCUUUCUCCAAUCCGGUCACAGGUCCCUGUGAAAGCCUGGCUAAAAGACUCACAGGAGGAUUCGUUCUCUUGGUUGAGUAGGACAGAGCAAGGCUUUCAGUUUGAGUAUACAGAAACCAGCGUGGUUCAGAUGAGGUUCCUGCUGCUAAACAGUAAGCAGGUCACACAGAAUAUUACUUUCUCCUGCGGGCAAGGGAGCAGGCAGGGUUCGAGGGAGCGAGCAAUCCGAUUUCUUGCUGAUUCUCGGAGACAGAGUUUCUUGGGGACGUUACGAGAUUGCGUGUCAAUGGAGGACCUGGAUACAAGACCUCAAGAGUCGGUGUUCCAGUUUGAAACUGAAAACCUGGAGCUUUUGCCGAUCAGAGACUUGGCGUUGUUUGGCCACAGUGACCUUGCAGAGGACUUUGGAUUUACUAUAGGACCUGUGUGUUUCAGCUAG